Molecule: messenger RNA, 1852 nt
Organism: Meriones unguiculatus (Mongolian gerbil)
Lineage: Eukaryota; Metazoa; Chordata; Mammalia; Rodentia; Muridae
Product: putative olfactory receptor 2I1
Exons: 1
Biological process (GO): G protein-coupled receptor signaling pathway
Cellular component (GO): membrane
Molecular function (GO): olfactory receptor activity; G protein-coupled receptor activity
Source: RefSeq, a predicted model, not a curated record
UGUCUCAUCCUUCCGAAUCCUCUCGGAGUUUCCCUUCAGGCUAACCACAGCUCAGAGGAGCGCUUCCUGCUGAUGGGUUUCACCGACUGGCCCUCCCUGCAGCCGGUCCUCUUCGCACUGGUCCUUCUCUGCUACCUACUAACGCUGACAGGCAACGCGGCGUUGGUGCUGCUGGCCAUCCGCGACUCGCGCCUACACACUCCCAUGUACUACUUCCUCUGCCACUUGGCUCUGGUGGAUGUGGGCUUCACCACUAGCGUGGUUCCACCGCUGCUGGCCAGCCUGCGCGGGCCUGUGCUGCAGCUGCCGCGCGGCUGGUGCCUGGCGCAGCUGUGCUCGUCCCUGGCCCUGGGCUCUGCCGAGUGCGUGCUGCUGGCGGUCAUGGCGCUGGACCGCGCGGCCGCCGUGUGCCGCCCGCUGCGCUACUCCGCGCUGGCCUCGCCGCUGCUGUGCCGCACGCUGGCCGGCGCCUCCUGGCUCGGUGGCCUGGCCAACUCCGCGGCGCAGACCGCUCUGCUGGCCGCGCGUCCGCUGUGCGCGCCACGCCGUCUGGACCACUUCAUCUGCGAGCUGCCCGCGCUGCUGCAGCUGGCUUGCCGAGACGGCCGCGGCGCCACGGAGCGCCAGAUGUUCGCCGCGCGCGUGGUCAUCCUGCUGGUGCCUUCUGCGGUCAUCCUGGCCUCCUACACCGCCGUGGGCCGCGCGGUCUGGGGCAUGCAGUCCCGCGCCGGCUGGCGGAAAGCCGCGAGCACUUGUGGCUCUCACUUGACCGCUGUCUGCCUGUUUUAUGGCUCCGCCACCUACACCUACCUGCAACCCACGCACAGUUACAACCAGGGCCGCGGCAAGUUCGUCUCGCUCUUCUACACGGUGGUCACACCCGCGCUCAAUCCUCUCAUCUACACGCUGCGAAACAAGGAAGUGAAGGGGGCGGCGCUGAGGCUCUUGCGAAGUGUGAGGAGGCGGCAGAUAGGACAGUGACAGGGCCCAGAAAUAGGAUGCCCAUAUUGUUUGUCUUUGCAUGGGAAUCUGCAAGUUUUGUCCUUCAGAAUUCCUGGAUUAGCGGAAGGAGACCCCUUUCUCUUGCCGGGUAGGGUUUGAAUUCUUGGGGUGUGGGGGGACCUGAAAUAGAUAAACACGCAUAUAUGGUGGUGGGGUAAAUGACUCUUGGGACUUCCGUGAGAAAGGAAGCAUGAGGAAUAAGGAGGCCAUGUCCUCAGGAGAGUUUGUAGCCGGCCCUGUGGAUUCCACAUGGAGAUAAGACGAUGAGUACCCUGGUGCUGACCUUUAGUUUUCCCCAAGCUUACGAACAAACAAACAAAAAACAUGAAAAAUUCCAUGGCCUCAGCUGUCAGAUGGGGUCCCUCUGGUUAACAAGGAAGUCAUGGGCCCUACCUUACAGAGAUCCCUUCCAGAAACAGGAUAUGGUUUCCAUUUUAGUGGAGCCAGUCUCCAGCUAUUGCAGACUUAGCAAGGUGACCAAUGCCCACUUCAGAACACUACAAAGAAUGUCUGUAAAUACAGGCAGUUGUGCUGGGCCUAAGCUAGGAAUCCCAUCUGCAGAAUAUGAAGAGGAAGGCAUUCAUGAUCAGGCUAUGAGAAAAGCCUGCAUCUGACCAGGAGUGAGACAGAGGAGCAAAGAGAAGAAAGGUGGAGAAAGGGACUCCAGUUCCCAAGACAGGAGCAGCGACCUGCUGAUGAAGGAAGAGCUGUCUGUCAGAAGAACCCAGAAGUCAGCUCCUUCCCUUCCUUAACCAGAGAUGAACUUUUGUUAGGGUUAGACACACCAGAUGGAGAAGAUGCUUGAUUUUAUUUCACAUCAAAUAUCUAGAAAUUAAAAGAUGAUUGAAUG